AUGCCGCGACUUGCGCCGGCGAUACGCCGGGUGAGCCCUCGACUCUGGUCGAGGCCAGCGGUUGAAACAAAUGGACGUCCAGCAGCGCGGCGAUGGCUUUCCUCGGGUGAUUUGGCCAUGCUGAAAACCAGCCGGCACGUGUUUUCCCGACGAGAUACCGGUCUAUCACCGCUCUUGCACUUGCUCUCUUUUGAGGAUGAGGUCAGCAAGAGCAAGGACCCACCGCCGGAGGCUGGACCGCUCUUACAAGCUGCCUCGCGCCAGGAUGAGGACGUGAGUCUCAAAGAUCUUGUGCAUGAAAUUGUCGGUGACAAUAUCGAUCGGCAAACUGCCCUUCAGGUCCAUUGCCGGCGCGCAGCUGGCCAGUCUUGGUUUGGCUCGGGCAUGGGCGUCGCGAGUGCACACACCAUCCUAGCCUGGCUGGCGGAAUGGCAAGGCGAGGUCUCUGCCGCUGCCGAGCACGCCCACGAAGGGUUCAAGGCCCUGGCUUUAGAUCUUGGGCCCCGCUCGACGCCCGAGGGCCUCGAGUAUCACCGCGACCUGGCGGCAGCCAUGCGUCUCAAUGUCAACCCGGAUGACGAGGUUGAAACUGACCUUCAUGAAAUUUUCCUGGCCGAUGCGGGCGCGCACAUGGCCCAUGCUCUUCUGCUGCAAGUUAUCGAUCAGGCCCCAGUCCCGCAACCCGUGGCGUCCGCUGCGGCACGCCGCAGCUCGCCGCCCUCGCCGCCCUCAUCGCCCCCCUCUGGCUCAACCUCGACGCCCGGUGUCAACGAUGAACAGCAAUUGCUAGACCUCUUGUGUGGGCGCGCCCACCUGGACCUGAGCAGCCCGUCGAGAACCCCUUCCGUUAAUUCUCACUCUUCAGUGGCCUCCUGGGCCGAGGAACAGGUGGCACCCCUGAGCAACCUUCUGCUGCGUGCCUUGCUCCUGCUUGGCAGCUUGACCAAGCACCCCAUGGAGUGUCGCGCGCAGUAUCUGCAGGCACAGCUGGAUUUCGCGCUCGCUGCUGCUCUGUUGGGCUCUCCGCGCACCUUUGUGCAUGCGGCAGCCCAAGCUCUGUUCGUGGCUCGAGAGCUUGACGACAACCAUGCCCUGAGUCCGGCACUGCGGAUCGCCAGCUGUCAGAUUGGCCACGUUCUUCUGGCCUGGACAGCCGAGCAAAUGGACCCGGGCACUGCCCGCUCUGGGCCCAUGACUGAGACACUCUUGGACCUGGCACAUUGGACCGCCCUAGCUCACAGCCAAUCCUUGGUGACUUGGAACCAAAUUUUGUUUUUGGAUCAUGGGCGCUUCGCCGUGCCACCUUCCAAGCUGUUGGCUAACCGGGUUCGACUUUUGAGCCUCGCCAGUCAGCGCCCUUUUGCGGCUGCCCCGCACGUUGACUUGGACAGCCAGGACAUGCAAGUGCUUGAGCUGGGUCUUCAGGUCUGGCCCACCUUUCACGAAUCUAGGAUCUCCCGCUGGGGCCUCACCCCGGACAACGCCCUUCACUUUCCCCGCGUGUCGCCCCGAGCCAAGAUGGAAGUUGAAGCCAGCUUCCGACCCCUGGUAGCCCCCCUUCCUCGUACAUCCACGCGCCAGGGCGCAACCUCACCGGCCAAGCCCUUGGCUCGUUCCAGUUGUGCCUUUGAGCAAGGCGAGGCUUGGUUUUGGCUGGCGCUCGUGGCCUCGGGCCGGCAUCACCUGCGUGGUUGCCUUCAAGCCGUUGCCGAUCGUCUAGCGCUCUAUGGGCCCUGCCUGCCAGCCGUGCAAGAGGCACGAGCCCUAGCCGUGGCCGUUACGCAGGGACAAACAGCUUCGACCGGUGGCUCUUCUGGCUCCUCGAACCUGCCGGUGGCCAGCCCCGUGCAUCUGCCAAAUGUCCUCAAACGCCGCCGUCACGUGGACCUGCCUUUGCUUCAAGAGGCGUGCGAUGCAGCGCAUGCAACCGCCUUUACGUCUCGCAACCUGAUCCACCGACAAAAGUUGGACCUCCAACUCCUCGAGUACGCCACCCUACUGGAUGUGAGUCCGACUGUUUUGGUCAACCUGUGGAUGUUGCACUUGUAUGUGCAACAUCAUCUGUACCCGCUCUUGCACGAUCCCAAGGCCAUCCCGCCCGUGGUCCGCGCCCACAACGAGGCUGUUUUCCAAGCCAUGUUCACCAUGACCAUGCAAGUUUUGACCGCGGGGGGGCAAGUCAGCCUGAAAGAUCUCCUCUACGGCGACUCUAUGGGCUUUUCCGUUGAACAGGCGCAGCUCGUCUGUUGGUUCUACGAGAACAACGGUGCCGUCCUGCCCCGUCUGAACAGCAACGACCAAACCCUCUCAAGCCAGCGAGACUUGGUGCUCCAUGGUCUGAAACUCUUUCGUGGUGCCGUGUUGGAAGCGCAGGCCAACAGUGCCACUCGCGAAGCUCUCAGUUGGCUCUUUGGUCGACGCUAA
Messenger RNA from Monosiga brevicollis MX1, 2424 nucleotides. RefSeq lists its product as uncharacterized. The transcript has a single exon. The coding region runs from base 1 to 2424 and encodes 807 amino acids. The record is from RefSeq and is a predicted model, not a curated record. Lineage: Eukaryota; Choanoflagellata; Craspedida; Salpingoecidae.